Molecule: messenger RNA, 2416 nt
Organism: Halichondria panicea
Lineage: Eukaryota; Metazoa; Porifera; Demospongiae; Suberitida; Halichondriidae
Exons: 19
Coding region: 123-2342 (739 amino acids)
Molecular function (GO): protein binding
Source: RefSeq, a predicted model, not a curated record
UCAUGAAUAACAUUUAAUUUAGCCCACGCAUUUUUUUACAAACAAACAGCUAGCUAGUCUGGUAUCCUGAAUUGGCUUCAGUUUCUGGAUCAACCACAGAUUGCAAGUCGUAUCAAGACAUAAUGGCAUCGCACUCAGUAGACCCUCGAUACUAUUCUAGUAACAGUUGGACACCAGGACAACCGCCAAACAUUGCGGGAAGUAAGGCUCCCCCACCUCUUCCACCGAGACCCCCUGACUUACCAGAUUUGCCGCCACCACCUAUUCCCAACACUCCUCGUCCCAACCUCAAUAUAUCGCAGACUCUUCAAUACCCUGGCAGACACGAGGUGUUCACUUUGCCUGAGCUGGUGGAAAAACAUCAAAACCUGUUUCCUCUCAAAGUAGUAGUUGCCAAGGGUCAUUACGGAGAUAGAGGAGAAGAUUCGGUCAUAGCAACAGAUGAAGUCUACAAUAUCCAUUUUAUCAAAAGAUCAAAGGUGUUCACUGUCAAGGACAAAGUUGGAAAUAAGUACAUUUUGCCUCUCAACUCAGCAUGUAAGUUUGGCCUCUACUACCAGAAAGGAACACGCUACUUUGACACUGUGGAAGAUGUGAUGAAGGCCUCUCCUCUUCCUAGUGUGAUAGCUGCUCAGUGUAGUCAUUCUAGUGGGAAUGAAAAGACCAGUGUGUCCAGACUAGAGAUUCUUGUGGUGAAGGGAGUCAGCAAGGGCCGGAUCGGUCGCAAGUCCAUACUCAAUGUUUUCAGCAUCUCAAAGAGACAGGACAAACAGCUCACAAAAGAAAUAGUUGGAAGAUUCACAACUGACCCUUCCUAUGCACCUAUGUACCUUUCUGAUCUGGUCAAGUACGUCCCCUUUGAAUUUCCACUAGCCAUCCACUUCUACCCUGACUAUGAGACAGAGGAUCAGAGUUCAAAUUACUUGAAGUCAUGUGAGAAAAUGACCAUCAUAAAGGAGUUCAUCGAGACCUCGGUUGUGACCAGUCCACUGUUAGAGGAUGACGGUGACGAUGACGAUGAUUGCAUGGAGCUCAACGAACGUGUUGUGGACAUACCGCUGAGCCUCCCUAUUGAAGUAAGUGUCUUGCCUCCUGAAGAAGACGACACUGAUGACUAUGAGCAGCUGUAUGAGACCACAAGAACCUUGAUAUCUGGCUAUAACCCAGUCCUGGGAAAGACACUUCGAGAUGCUAGUGAUGAUUACAGUUACGCCACUCAGACACAAAUGUUUUCUGCUGUCCGAAAAGGUUUUGAGAAUGAAGGUCUAAAGAUUGAGAUGCCGGCAGUUAUCAGUUCUAGCAGUGUUCCUACACCAAGGUUGCCUACAGCCCAUAAGCCUGCUGCUGAGUCAUACGAGGACAUUGAACACUUACAGUUUUCCAUGCCUCAACGUAGACAAGAUGCAGAAAGUUCCCCAAGAGGUGGCUCAGACCAAUUGGACAGUUCUAUGCCACUUGGGAACAAGAGGAGGUCCAUGUAUCAACCACUAGUUAAAUCUCCUUCUCAUGAUGACUAUCAAGAUAUGGACCUACCACAGGCUCACGACUCGAGGCAAUCAUCUAUGUCACCAUCUCGAAGCUUUGACAGUAGCAUUACUCCACAGCCACCCUCAACCUACAAGGCGGCCCCCUCCGUACCCCCGCGAAGAGCAGCCACAUUCAGAGAAAUCCACGGAGGAGGAUUGAACUCCACACCACCCCCACCUGUGGGUCCGAGGAAGAUAUCACUGCCAACAGGAAGUGCUUCAAGUGCUGAUGGAGUGUUCCAUGCUAAACAUUCCCUUCCACCUCCACCACCCCCUGAGUCAGCACUUUCCCGACUGCAGGAAUCAAUGGACUCUCUCGUACUCAAAAUAAAAUUACUGGAAUCAACAAAACCUCAAGAUGAUUCGUUUGAACUGAGGCAGCAGAUAGACUCCCUCUCUUCUGUGACUCAGAUCCUCCAAAGCACUUGUAGCUCACUAUCAAAUGAGAUAAGUGGAUUGAGGAAAGACAUGGACACAUUAAAGACCCAGGUCAAUGAAAUUUCAAGUAAUGGAGGAAAUAGCUUUUCUAGUAGCACUACUCUGCCGAGCCUGAAUUGUGAUCAGGUAAUUACACUGCUUGAAGCUAUGGGUCCAUCUCUGGCCAGGUACAAAGAAACUUUUAGUCAGGAGGACAUUGAUGGUGAUUUGCUGGCAUUGUGCACUGAAGAGGUUCUUGAAAAUGACCUUGGUAUAAAACAUAAGCUUGAUAGGCUGAAGCUAAUGCAAGUGAUACGGGGCACAAAGUCUGUGGAGAGCAUCAUGCAAGGAGCAUACGUUCAAUUCGAAUUUAAUUCAGGGACCAAAGUUCCACAGUGAUAAUAACAAUAACUUUUUAUUGUCGCCACACAGAUAAUUUUAUAAUGCAGUAUAAUAUACAUAAUUUACAUGUC